AUGCAGCUGUUGCCAGCGCUGGUGGUGGCCCUGGCCCUGCUCCUGAGCAACGUGGUGCCAGGGUAUGGUCUGUCCCUGGAGAGCCUGCUGAUCAACAUGAGGUGCAAGUGCAUCAAAUCGACCGCCCAGGCGAUCAACCUGGGGCUGAUCCUGGCCAUCGACGUGACGCCGCCGGGGAUCCACUGCAGGAGGCAGGAGAUCAUCCUCACCCUGAAGAAAAACAAGAAGGUGUGCGUGGCCCCCGAGGCACGCUGGAUCCAGCUGCUCGUCCGCAAGCUGACACAGAGGUGGGCAGCACCCCCGAAGCAAGCAGCAUCUCAAAUGGGGCUGGCAGGAGGAGCCACUCCUCCUGACUGCUGGCAUUGA
This is a messenger RNA of Dryobates pubescens (Downy woodpecker), 366 nucleotides long. Its product is annotated as interleukin-8-like. Gene Ontology annotation, biological process: inflammatory response; cellular response to lipopolysaccharide; chemokine-mediated signaling pathway. The coding region runs from base 1 to 366 and encodes 121 amino acids. Gene Ontology annotation, cellular component: extracellular region. The record is from RefSeq and is a predicted model, not a curated record. NCBI's taxonomy places the organism in Eukaryota, Metazoa, Chordata, Aves, Piciformes, Picidae. The transcript is spliced from 3 exons. Gene Ontology annotation, molecular function: CXCR chemokine receptor binding; chemokine activity.